AUGAUUGAAGUGUGUUCGGCCUCUAUGCAGAAAUCCCUUCAGGGACUUGACAACACCACUGCAGAGGGUACAGAGGCUUUUGAUCAACUCUUUUCUAUGUUGGAGGCCUUAGCAGAUCAGGGCAUCAACGUUACUGCCACUCAGAAAUUUCUAAAGGAUGCAAAAAGGUACUUAAAGAAUGAUUUCAAGGCACACAUCGGACGAGGAGAACAUUGCAGUGAUCACUGUACGGUCCACGCACUAAGUGACAGUAGUGCAUGGGAGUUCAGGGGCGAAUGUGAUCAUGAACAUUGCUACGAAUGUGAGCGCUGUGAGAGUCUAGAAGGAGUACUGAAACAAGUGGCAGAGAUGCAAGACAAAGCGGACAUGACGGAAGAGGAGAGGGUUAGGUGGAGGUUUGAGUACACUGAGAGUGUGCGCAACAUACAAGCGUGGAAGGCUCACUUACUACGGUCAAGUAACCAGGACGAAGCCAAGCAGCAUAUUCUCGAGAAGCUAGACGACAACUCGUGUCUUGUUAUAAUGGACUGGGCAAUGAAGUUUCUGCCUGUGCAAUACAGAGAACACAUGAGUGAUUUUUUUGGCAAGAGAGGAAGAAGCUGGCAUAUCAGUGCAGUAAUCACUAGAGCAACAGUGGAGAGCAAGCAUGAAGUCGAGUGUUUUGUACACAUUUUCAACAACUACACCCAAAAUAGCUUUGCAGUUCUUUCAAUAAUAGAGGACUUGCUGCAAAAAGUCAAACUGGAGUAUCCAGGGGUGACAACAGCCUACCUCCGAUCGGAUAACGCUGGAUGUUACCACAAUGGGCCUCUGUUGUUAAGUCUUAGAGAAGUAGGGGUGAGAACCGGUGUCAGGCCAGUGCGAUAUGAUUUCUCAGAACCACAGGCUGGCAAGGACAUUUGUGAUAGGAAGACUGCUGCUAUGAAGGCACACAUAAAGCGCUGGGUCAACGAAAAGCACGACGUCGUCACUGCUGAAGAUAUGAAAGUAGCACUAGAAUCCCAUGGAGGUAUCAAAGGGUGCAGAGCAGCGGUCGGUGAGGUGGACACGACCAGGGAAAGAAACAAAGAUAGCAAGAUACCAGGCAUUAGUGUGUUGAACAAUUUCCAGUAUGAGGAGUGUGGCAUCCGUGUGUGGAAAGCAUACAACAUCGGCCCUGGACGCCUCAUCCCUUAUAGCGGUCUUGGAGUUACACCACAAGGAGAUACUGGAAUAAGGGUGGUAAAGCCAUUUGGUCAAGCUACACACAGGGGAAGCGUGGGUGAGAGCGUCAGGCACCAGUCCGAGAUCUACUCUUGCCAAGAGACUGGAUGCGUCCUCACGUUCAAGACCCAAGCAGAGGCAGACAACCAUAUGGACACGGGCAAGCACUGUCUUGAGGUGGACUGUGAGUCCAUGUAUGACCGCGUUAGGAGGAAAUGGGCGGGAAUUGUGACAGGGGUGACGUUCGCUCCGGAUGUGCCAACAACCUCAUCGCAAGGUGAGAAUAGUGGCAGCGCUUUCAGAGAACAUGACCCUAGACCAUUGGGGUGGGCUCUGAAGGUAACAAAAAGAACCACUAGAAUGACUGAUAACGUCAAGACCUUCUUGAUGAAGAAAUUCGAAGAGGGUACAAGAACUGGAAACAAGGCCGAUCCUGUACGGGUAGCGAGGGAGAUGAAGACCCUCAGAAAUGAGGACGGAGAGCUCACGUUUAAGCCUGAAGAGUGGAGGACUGCGCAGCAGAUCAGUAGCCUGUUUUCACGUCAGACAGCGGCGCUGCGUCUUAGGGGUAUUGAUGCGGAGGAAAUCUCGGAGGAAGACAUCGAGGCUGCCGAGUCGGAAAUAGCGUUUGACACCCUUAGAAGUUUGGUGAUGGAUGAUAUGGGCAAACCAAGCCAUCCAAUCAUCGUGGGCAUUAGCAAUAUCUGCGAACUUGUAAAAAACAAGAAGCUUGACUCACUCAAACUGGCAGCUCUGAAAGAAAUCUGCAAUCAGCUACACCUGACGACAAGCGGACCACCGUCAAGAAAAAAAACUUUCUUUGAGGCCAUUCAAAAAUUCUCUGAGAGUUGCACGUGUUUUCAAAAAUAA
Messenger RNA from Porites lobata, 2073 nucleotides. NCBI's taxonomy places the organism in Eukaryota, Metazoa, Cnidaria, Anthozoa, Scleractinia, Poritidae. The record is from the annotation of a GenBank genome assembly.